AUGCCCUCUCUGGACCCUCAUGGUACCUUGGUUUCAAGAGCUGAACCCCUUUCUCUGAAGGGAGAAAUCGUCAAACACUCGAGAGUGCACGGAUCCGAUGAGGCAGCGAGUGUGUCAAAGGACCCAGAGACAUGCGAGGCCACCAUGGGAAUCCUCAAGGACCCAAAAAGGAAAAAGCCACGCGAGACACGGCGUCAUGGUGGAACACUCGCUGAUGAGACCUUAAAGGCCGAUCGCGCCCCAUUGGAGCAGCUGGACAUGUUGGUCGUCCUGAAACAAAUUCGAGUAGGGAUACUGUGUGUACGACGUAAGCUAUCAUGUAGCUGUCACAGAAGUCACUUGCUGCAGCAUGUCAAGCCAUACAGGACUGACCCUGCCAUGUUGUCGAGCUGUCUUGAGGCUAAUCCCCCGAAUUCCGAUUCACCAGAAACACCAAAACCAGACCAGCGACUUCGCUCCACCAACAUCUCGUAUCACCCGAUCCACUUUGAACCGCAUUGUGGUUCUCGCGCCCUUUUUUUUCCACGGGUAAAGAUGGGAAGCAGAACUUUUGACCCUCCCGUCUACGCUGUGCCUCCGCCGCAGUACUACUACCGAACGCCUGUGUCGCCGGUGUUGCCCGACAUGGCCCCUACGAGUGUCGACGCCGGUUCAGUCCGGCGCAAGCCCCUCCACCGAAUGAGCACCCUUUCACAACACCUCUCCUCAUCUCUUCGUCACAACACUUCAUCAGGAAGGGAAAAGGGGAUACAGGAGCCCAGCGUGGUCCAGCUACCGCCUACACCAGACUCUGAGACCACCACAUCCAAGGCGACUUCUCCAGACACGGACCGAGAAAGUGGAAUACAAGACGUCGACCAGGGACCCCCGGCGUCCAAAAUCCAACGACGCAAGUCCCGGCUUUCGAUGCUGAUUCCAUCCUUUUUCUUUUCACCAGACGCCGCAGAUCAGCAGGGUACUGGGCUAAAAGGUACCACUGGAGCCAGGAAGCAACAACGGCCAGUAACUGCCAGCCCGGCCCCUGCCGCCAAUUACGCCAAUCCAGAGGCGCAGCAAGCAGCCAGUGUCAGCGACGUCCAUAAUAAGAACAUGGUAAUAUAUCACAACCCGGCCGCCAACUAUUCGUCACCCGAUGGAUUGUUGUUGGGCAGUAACAAUAAUCCUACUACUAAUAGCUCAUCCCCUCCUUUGUCGUCUUUACAAUCAGCAAGCCGGCCCAGCAACGGGGCCCGCAGUGUCUCCGUCGAAGGUCCCCCGCCGGGAGCUGCCAUCCCACCCAACCGUCUCCAGAAACAAUCACAGCAACAACAACAAAAUCAACAACAACCACCAUCCGGCAGCAGCUCACCAACAUCCCCUACAGGCAGCCACUCGCGCGGCCGCAGCACUUCCAGCCAACCUUCAGCAACACAUAACCGCACUCCCUCAGCAGAACCCCCGCGCAUCGUUUCCACUUCGGCAGACUCGAGGCCAACAUCAACCCAUUCCAACGGCAGCGAUGACGGCAGCAGUCCGACAGCUCAAAAGCACAAGCAGAGGAGGAGUUGGUUCGGAGGCCGAUCAGGCUCCAACUCGGCGGCCAACAAGGGAGACAGCAAUGCGGCCUGGAUUGUUGCGCCAGACAGCAAGGCCGAAUACAGCACGGCGAACCUCCUGAAUGGCGACAAGGUCCCCGAACUAUGGAACGAAUCUGGAAACUUGUUCAUCUACCUCCAUCCUCCCACCAGUGGCCGCGGCCCAUCCUUCAAAGUCCAUGAUUACCUCGUCAGCUCCUCGCAACUAUUGCUGUCCGAAAUUACCGGCUUCACCAACCCCCGCAAAGCUAGUGCCGGCGGCAGCCUUCUUACAGUCGACGAUGCCGCCAACAGGCGACCAGUCCCAUCGCCAUCAGCCUACGGCGCCAACCCGACUGACGGACAUCUGUACCUCCCACUCGAGAAUACGAAUCUGGACAGCCUCGUUGCAGCAAGGAAUUUGUUUGCUCUAUUGACCAGCCAACCCAUCAUUGCCACACACACGUAUCCGACCUUGUUUGCGGCGCUCCUUCAAGUGGCUGCCCUGCUCAAGUCCUUGGGCUUCAGAAACCAUGACGGAUCAACGUUUGGCGAACAGGUCGAUGCCGCCUUCAACUCUUUCUUGGACCAGUUUGGCGUUUCGGAUGUGAGAGGCAGCCGCGAAAAGACCAUCCAGGCCAUCAUCUUGGGUGAGCAUAUGCGGUCAUGGACGCUCUACAACGAAGCCUUCACCCACGCCGUGGGCAAGUACGAGUCCAUUCAGGAUCUCAACCUACCCGUCUACAAGAGUAUCUCGGUCAGCACCAGGAACAGGCUUGAGCGCGCCUAUCUGGAUCUCACUAACAGACAGGCCAACGCCAACCUUCGUCUCGAAAGCUUCGAGUUCCCUUCCCUGUUUGCUGGCAUUGGCAGCUCGACAUCCAGUGAGGAGGCCAAGCACUUGAACUUCAAGGAAUGGCAAAAGUCUUUCGCCAAGAUGCGCACCUUUGUUCUUGGCUACUACAAGGACUCGUUUGGCAGCUGGCCACCCAAGGCGCGAAGCAAGAAGAACCACUUCUCCCAGAGUGGUCUCAACCGCCAAUGCCUCAAGAUGCUUUACUCCGACUGCUGUGCUCUGUACGACCUGCUCGUCGACCGCGAAUCCAUCACUCCCCGUGUUAUCGACCAAAAGUUCGACGACGGUGUUGCGGAAGCCGAGGCCGAGAGGGAAAAGGCCAAGAAUGCCGGCGAGUUCGAGUAUGAACUCUUCCUGAUGCGCUCCGCCCUGCGCGCCAUGCUCAGCGAGUUUGACCACUCCUCUCCGCCCGUCCUGCCGCCCAUCCCCUUCGACUGCCCCAAGAUCCCCUCCAUGACCGCCAUCCACGAGAACUACCGUGCACUGGACGCCAAGAAGCGGGCCAAGCUCGACCGCAAGCUGGCCUCCAACGAGCUGCUGCUCAUGCUCAUCAAAUCGCGCAACUUAGACACCGACUCGAUACAGCUCCCCUUCCUCCAAGCCUUCAAGGAGUUCGAGUACAAGGAGGCCAAGGGUGUCAACCCUUCCGACAUCGCCAACCAGCGCGUCGGCUACUGGCUUUUCCUUUACGUCGUUCUGCAGUCCCUGCCUAUGCUCGUCGUCGACGCCCCCCAGCUUCACUGGACCGAAGGAGUCGAAUACUUCCUCUGCGAGGCUCCCCAGGGCAACCCGCCCUGGAUGGAAGAUGCCGGCGAAGUCCGCAAAAUGUGGUAUCAGACCAACAACGGUCAAGGCAUCGUAGAGCUGUCAGCGGACGUGGUCAUGUUCUCCGUCGAAGGUAUCUACAUGCGCUCGCACUGCUGGUUGGCUGCCAAGGAAUGGGAGGCCGCUCUCCUGCCCGCCUCUGCUGCCGCCGCCGCCGCCAUAAACCAGCCACUCGAAGCCGCCGCCGCCGCCUUGGGCGAGGAAAUCACCCCCUUGGAACCACCCCGCCCGGUAUUCCAAGACAACGACUCCUUCGCCUCGGGCCACCAACGUUCCGGCUCAAGAUCACAAAGCAGCUACGGAGGUGGCACUCCCGGUUCCGAACCCGCUUCCCCUCACUUCCGUCCACGGACGGGAUCAACAAUUAGUCGCAGGGUCUCGUCCUAUAGGUCUAGCAUCGCCAUAGGCCUCGAGCCGCUCGACUUUAGCCAAUUUGGCCCCAACGGCCCCUCGUCUCAGCAAGAAGCUGAGUUCAUGCAAUCUCUCGCUCCCGGCGGUGACCGCAGCUCCCGCGUCGUUUCUACUCCCGCCAACAUGCUCUCCGGAGGUGAUGGUGGUCGUCCCGACUCGUCCAACUCCACGGCCGCCCACGGCCACCGCGCUAGUUCCGUCGGCAGCGCGCAGACUCUUGCUGCGCUAGGUAACCUGAGCAUUGGUGAGGGUCAGGGGAGGUCCAGCGCACCGCCCGCGGCGUACAGAGAUCCUUCUAGGGGAUCGAUUAGUCAACAGGUGCAGCAGCAACAGCAGCAGCAGCAGUAUCCGAAUCCGAGUGUCAGUCCAAGUCCAUUGGGCAGAGGAGAGUCGCCGCCGAGGCAGUCACCCCCUAGGCAGGUGGCGCAACCGGCGGCGCCGGCACCCAGUAAUGGGGGGAGCACGUUUGAUGAUAUCUUGAAGGGGAUGGGGGGGCAGGAGAAGAAGAAGAAGAAGGGCUUGUUUUUCUGA
Molecule: messenger RNA, 4176 nt
Organism: Neurospora tetrasperma FGSC 2508
Lineage: Eukaryota; Fungi; Ascomycota; Sordariomycetes; Sordariales; Sordariaceae
Exons: 7
Coding region: 1-4176 (1391 amino acids)
Source: RefSeq, a predicted model, not a curated record